AUGAGUGAUGUCUGGACUCCAGACUCUGAGGACACACCUAAUGAUAACACAAUGAUAUCACACGAAGCCAUCGAUAAACACAUAAUCAAUGACUCAAUUGAUCCGAGACUUGCGGAUCAGUUGGCAGACAAAGAGCUGUUUUUGAACAAUCAGCAAAAAUUCAAAUUAGCCACCGUUUCUAUUGUCAGACAUAUUAACAAUUUUAGCGUAUGUUUCAACGAGUUUGAAAUCAAUAAAAUCCGGGAACUGUUGACAGCCGUAAAAUGGAUUAGAGAGCCCACCGGUAAUACCAUUACCGGCGAGUUGGCUGAUCUUGUGCAAUACAAAAUGACCAUGGCUACCAGAUUUGAUAGACUGAUCCAAAAUUUUAUAAAAAUGACAAAACAGUUGAAUCCAUUUAAUAAUCUGUGCGGCAAUGAUAUGAUAGCCCUCAUAAAGUAUGGCUGUAUUGAAAAUCUGUUGAUGCGUUCACUUGAGUACUAUAACCAGAAAGACAGGUAUUGGACGAUAAACACGGGUUGCAACAGUUCGCUUUUGCUAAAAUUAGAUUUUACGGCUAAAUGCGAACCAUUAAUGGGUGACUGUUAUAUCAGAUACUUUGAAAUUAUGUGCCCGGAAUGGGAUUCAGAUGAGCUAAUUAUGGACUUGGAAUGGAUCCUUUCGGAUUGUCCCAAAUGUCGGCUAAAUAAGUGUUUUGAGAUCGGAAUGAAAAAAGAAUGGAUCCUUUCGGACGAAGAGCGGGAAGUGAUGCGACAGAAAGUGGAGGAAAAUCGCCAGAAGCGGCGAAAGACCGAAAUGACCACCAAUUCAUCGACAGAUAAUCAAAGAUAUAAUAAUAAUAGCAAUAAUUUCUAUGAAAAUAUAGAGACAAUUGUCUCGCAAAACACAUACAAUAAUAACAGACUUAACGAAGUAAAUCGCAAUACUGUCAACACAUCCGCCGGUGACUUGUCGUUGGAUUUCAAUAGCAUUUGCGAUGACUUUGAGAUGUUUGAGCCGACCAUCGCUGCGGCCGCCGGAGAGUCGACUAAAUCACUAAAUAUUGACCACAUUUUUGGCGACAAAAGCCUAUUCCCAAACACGAGCCUCGGGUUCAAUAGUCCGGGCGAUCACUCAGUGGUUCCCAUCGGGCGGCCAAUCACUGACCACAACCGGGACUUUAACGAGACUGAGGGCCAGUGUCUGUACGAGUUGUUGAACGCGUUGAUGCUGUUGAAAGACCCGGAGCCACAACACGCCAAAGAGACUGAGGGCCAGUGUCUGUACGAGUUGUUGAACGCGUUGAUGCUGUUGAAAGACCCGGAGCCACAACACGCCAAAGAGGUGACCAGUUAUUGGGAGUUAUGCGAGUGGAUGGUCAUCAAGUUUGACUCGAUGAUCAGGGACAUUAUCAGACUGUCCAAGAGGUUGGCCGCGUUUCAGACCCUCGACGAACAUGAUAAACAAAUACUGAUCAAGAACAGUUGCGUCGAGAUCAUCUUGAUCCGAUCGGCGGUGGUCUACGAUUACGAGUUAGGCUUUUGGGAUAUAUUUGUGGUA
Messenger RNA from Medioppia subpectinata, 1539 nucleotides. NCBI's taxonomy places the organism in Eukaryota, Metazoa, Arthropoda, Arachnida, Sarcoptiformes, Oppiidae. The record is from the annotation of a GenBank genome assembly.